Molecule: messenger RNA, 1587 nt
Organism: Brassica napus (rape)
Lineage: Eukaryota; Viridiplantae; Streptophyta; Magnoliopsida; Brassicales; Brassicaceae
Exons: 3
Coding region: 1-1587 (528 amino acids)
Source: RefSeq, a predicted model, not a curated record
AUGACUGCCCCACCCUCUCUAGUUGAAAGAAUACGUCGGUCUGAGGACAAGACUUUGAGAAGGCUUGCUCCACUUUCUAUCGGUGCCACUGGCCGACCGCGUGUUCUAAUUCCUGACUCUGUUUUCCAAAAGAGAGCAGAGUUACACAAAGAUUUCAUAAUAUGCUACUUCAAUGGCAAAGCACCACCUUUCAACCAGAUCCAAAGCGUGUUCAAUCACAUGUGGGGGAAAGGAAAGCGCUUAGAAAUUCAUAAUAACCCUCUAAACCACUCCGCAAUUGUAAGGAUCCAAAGUGAGUACCUUAGACAGAAGAUUUUUGACAAGAGCAUUUGGUAUGUGGGCGAUUCAAUGUUCCAUAUAGCUCAGUGGUCGUCAGCUCAUUCCAAAGCUACUCCACUGCUAAAGGCCAUCAAAAUUUGGGCUCAUCUCACAGGUGUUCCCCUAGACCUGCGACAUAAUGAAGGAUUGAGCUUUGUUUCUGGAUUGGUGGGUGGAGGUGGACGUUACAAAACCGCUUUUGAUGUUGUUGACUUCGAAAGGGAAGAUGGUGAGGUAGUGGAGGUCUCUGUACACUACCCUCGGGUACCUCCAAAAUGUACCCACUGUCAAGAGCUCAGUCACAUUACUCGAAACUGCCUCUCCUACACGCCACCUCCAAACGAACCUGAAGGUGCAAAGAAAAAGGCACAUGUCAAUAAAACGGCUCCUGCUCAAAACAAAAAAUAUCGCCCAGUGACUCAAGGCACUAAGGUGAAUCACUCAAAAUCAGCACCAACUAAUGCUGUGAUCUCUGACCCCGCUCCUUCUACCAGAAUCGCAGCUCCACACCCCUCCCCUACCUUACCCUCUCCCACCCCUAUCAAGCAUACUUCUCACCUUACCAAACUAGCCUCAAAGCCAUCCUCCUCUAACCUUUUCCAAACUACUUCACCCAUUCCUAGACCUUCCCUAAAAAGAUCUCAAUCACAUAUCAAACAACCUUCUCUUACCCCUAUUCUUUCAAACCUCUGCCCGAAUUGGCGUUUCACUUCAAACCACUUAUCUGAUCCUGAUGGCAGAAUCAUUCUUAUUUGGAGAGAUUCCCUAAAGGUCCAAGUUCUCUCACAGAGCAGACAAUGCAUUACUUGCAUACUGUCCUUUCCCAACAACCAUCCAGUCUACUACUCAGCUAUCUAUGCGUCUAACUUAAGCUCAGAAAGGGUUGACCUAUGGGCGGAACUCAUUCAGCUUCAAUCAACCUACAAUCUAUAUAGCAGCUGCUGGAUACUAGGAAGAGACUUAAACCAAAUUAUUCAUCCUACAGAGCAUCCAGACCCAAACGUCAACGUACCUGGUUUUCUCAUGUAUCAGUUACGGGAUUGUUUGACUCAGUUGGGACUCUUUGACCUUCGCUAUGUGGGCGCUGCUCAUACUUGGACCAACUCGCAGCCUUCUGGCCCUUACUCCAAGAAAAUGGACAUGCUCAUGGUGAAUAGUAGCUUUGUCUCAACGUUCCCUCAUGCCCUCCCCACUUUCUUACCCCCGGUCUUUUCUGAUCAUGCCCCUUGUGUCCUCGACCUUCCCUUCAGCCUACCUACAGCAGGUUAA